Molecule: messenger RNA, 876 nt
Organism: Echinops telfairi (small Madagascar hedgehog)
Lineage: Eukaryota; Metazoa; Chordata; Mammalia; Afrosoricida; Tenrecidae
Gene: ASB5
Product: ankyrin repeat and SOCS box containing 5
Exons: 7
Coding region: 1-876 (291 amino acids)
Biological process (GO): protein ubiquitination; positive regulation of protein catabolic process
Molecular function (GO): protein binding
Source: RefSeq, a predicted model, not a curated record
AUGUCGCUGUUAGAAGACAGUCGGCCAUUUGCUCAACAGUUAUCCAAUGUCUACUUUACAAUACUCUCACUUUUCUGCUUCAAACUUUUCGUGAAAAUCAGCCUGGCCAUCCUUAGCCAUUUCUACAUCGUGAAAGGCAACCGCAAGGAAGCGGCCCGGAUAGCCGCUGAAUUCUACGGAGCAUCCCAAGGACAAGGUUCCUGGGCAGAUCGAUCACCACUCCAUGAAGCAGCGAGUCAAGGUCGUCUUCUUGCUCUGAGAACACUAUUAUCACAGGGCUACAAUGUAAAUGCAGUAACCAUAGACCAUAUCACCCCAUUACAUGAAGCCUGCCUUGGAGAUCAUGUGGCAUGUGCGCGGACUCUUCUGGAAGCCGGAGCUAAUGUCAAUGCAAUCACAAUAGAUGGCGUGUCUCCGUUAUUCAAUGCAUGUUCACAAGGAAGUUCAAGUUGUACGGAACUUCUUUUAGAAUAUGGUGCCAAAGCGCAACUGGAGUCAUGUCUUCCUUCUUCCACGCACGAGGCUGCCAGUAAAGGUCACCAUGAAUGUCUAGGAAUUCUGAUAUCCUGGGGCAUAGAUGUUGACCAAGACAUUCCUCAUUUGGGAACUCCACUGUAUGUAGCUUGUAUGGCACAACAAUUCCACUGCGUCAGGAAACUUCUUUAUGCAGGUGCUGAUGUACAGAAAGGUAAAUAUUGGGAUACCCCGUUGCAUGCUGCUGCUUUCCAAUCCAAUACAGAAAUUGUAAACUUACUGCUAGAAUUUGGAGCUGAUAUCAAUGCUAAAAAUACAGAGCUCCUGCGACCUGUAGAUGUCGCUACUUCUAGCAGUUUGGUGGAAAGAAUACUGCUUCAACAUGAGGCACUGUCCUUAUAA